Messenger RNA from Notothenia coriiceps (black rockcod), 2220 nucleotides. RefSeq names its product multiple PDZ domain protein-like. NCBI's taxonomy places the organism in Eukaryota, Metazoa, Chordata, Actinopteri, Perciformes, Nototheniidae. The record is from RefSeq and is a predicted model, not a curated record. The transcript is spliced from 16 exons. Gene Ontology annotation, molecular function: protein binding. Bases 160 to 2220 code for a protein of 686 amino acids. Gene Ontology annotation, biological process: tight junction assembly. Gene Ontology annotation, cellular component: apical part of cell; bicellular tight junction; plasma membrane.
CUUUAUGCCGCACACAGAGCGCCGUUAGCCGCAGGACAACAGCAGAGUAGAGGGUACUGAGAUCCGGGAAGUAAAGGCUCCACACUCAUGCCUUGAGGAAGGGAAACGAGUGACGUUGCUGUUAAUGGAAAUAAAUCACACCCAUCUGGAAUUGUAAAAAUGAUCGAAACAAUGGACACUCAGCGUGCCUUGCAGGCGGUGGAGCGUCUCCAGGCCCGGCUGAAGGAGCGGGGGGAGGUGCCCACCGAGGAGAAGCUCAGCCUGCUCAAGUCUGUGCUCCAGAGCCCCCUCUUCCACCAGAUCCUCGCCCUGCAGAAGUCCGUGCAGCACCUCAGAGACCAGGAGAGUCUCCCAGGGUCGCGUGAGACUGACCUCUGCGAUCAUGUCGCAGCAGUCAACCCCAACGGCGGCCAUGUUUCCUACUCAGACAUUUCAGCUUCUACUCUCAUCAACGGCAAGCCAUCGUCUGAGGAAUUUGAACAUGUUGUUCACUCCAUGGCGCAGGGACGCUACCUGGCACAUGUGGAUCUGCAGAAGCCAGAGUCAGGGGGUCUGGGCUUCAGCGUGGUGGGACUGAAGAGCGAGAACCGGGGAGAGCUUGGCAUUUUCAUCCAGGAAAUUCAAGCAGGAAGUGUGGCCGACUGCGAUGGAAAGCUGAGGGAAGCGGAUCAGAUCUUAGCCAUCAACGGGAAAAUCCUGGACCAGACAGUGAGCCACCAGCAGGCUAUCGGCCUCCUGCAGAGCGCCUCAGAGAGGGUCCAGCUCACCGUGGCCAGAGGACCCAUCCCCCAGCUCACCAGCCCCGCAGUGUCACGCACACCCUCUGCAGCCAGCACCCUGUCUGCCAACUCCAGCGCGUGGCAGCACGUGGAAACGAUCGAGCUGGUGAACGAUGGCACUGGCCUCGGCUUCGGUAUUGUGGGAGGAAAGACCACCGGAGUUAUUGUGAAGACCAUCCUUCCUGGAGGCAUCGCUGAUCAGGAUGGCCGGCUGCGCAGCGGGGACCACAUCCUGCGGAUCGGGGACACUGACCUGCUGGGGAUGGGCAGCGAGCAGGUGGCCCAGGUCCUCCGGCUGUGUGGGAACCGGGUGAAGCUGGUGGUGACCCGGGGGCCCCUGGAGGAGGGCCCCUCGGUCGCCGCUGUCAUGCCUGUGGUGCUGCCCACCGUCAACGAACAGGGCUAUGAGGAGGAGGAGGAGGAAGAGGAGGAGGAGGAGGAAGAGGAGGAUGAAGCGUUUGAUGUGAGCCUGACGAAGAACGCACAGGGUUUGGGCAUCACUAUCGCCGGCUAUGUUGGAGAUAAAAACUCAGAGCCCUCUGGCAUUUUUGUGAAGAGCAUAACAAAAGACAGCGCUGUAGAUCAAGAUGGCCGCGUCCAUGUUGGAGACCAGAUAAUAGCUGUGGACAGCGUGGACAUCCAGGGCUUCACCAACCAGCAGGCGGUGGAGGUGCUGCGCCACACAGGCCACACGGUGCACCUCAAGCUGAUCCGGAGGGGCUUCAGGCCCGAAGACCUCCCCCCCGCUGUGGCCCCCAGCAUCGGCGUGCUGCCCCCCCACACCACCAUCCCCACCACCACCAUAGUGCUGGAGGAGCUGGAGCUGGAGAGGAGGAAGGCAGAGGAGGAGGCUGCGGCACAAGUCGCCGCAGAUGAAAAGCCACCGCAGACAAAGAGCGAAGUGUCGGAUGUCGGCUCGACCUCGGAUCAGCUGACGGACGACACACAUGGGAUGAAGCUAACAGCCUUUGAGGAAGAGGCACUGAUGAAGAAGUGGCUCCAGAUUCUGGGUCCAAGUAAUGAAGUUGUAGUGGCUCAGGUGGAGAAGUUCAGUGCGAGCAGCGGGCUGGGCAUCAGUCUGGAGGCGAGCAGCGGCCAUCACUACAUCCGCUCCGUCCUUCCUGAGGGACCUGUGGGUCGCUGUGGGAAGCUCUUCAGUGGAGAUGAACUGCUUGAGGUCAACGGCUUGUCUCUGAUUGGUGAAACGCACAAGGAAGUGGUGAGGAUCCUGAAGGAGCUCCCUCUCUGCGUCUACAUGACCUGUUGCAGACCCGCCCCCCACCUGCAGAUUGACAUGCACGAUGUCCAACCAGAACCAGAGAUUCUGUCUACAGUGUCUGCAUUAAAGGUACUUCACACUGAAAGGUUGACGUGCCCCCAGCUGACUGCCCCCUCCUCACAGGGGUCCUGCGAUAUCUCGCUUGUCUCCUUCCAGGCCUGA